AUGCAUAUUGUGGAAGGUGACUUGAUUCGUGUAAAUCGCAAUGUUCAAGCUACAACAACAGAACAGCAAUAUGCGGAGUAUGUGGAGCACACUAAAAUGACAAGAUCGGGUAUUCGGACUGGGAGACGUAGCUUUGAGAAGAAAAGCACACCACCAGGUGUAUCAUCCAACAACUCAGCUAUGUUAGCUUCUAACAAAAUUGAUCAAGAAAAGCCUGCGACGCUCCAGUAUAGCACGGAAAAUGGAAGCAAGGAAAGUAGUGCUAAGAUGUCUCUAAAAGCUACAACUUCUGAGACUUCACCACACGAGGUGACAGGAUCCCAAGACACGACGAAUUUACCUUCAAGAAUUAGCAGUGUCGUCGUAGGCACAGUGCCGUCAUUAAGGCUUCAACAGAAGGAAAGAGAAAUCGCAUCAGUUACAGGUCAUCCAACUGACACCAAUUUCGUGAAAACUGGAGAUACACAUUCACUUCUCUGCGAAACGACCAUUGAAUCAGUGUCUGUAAAUAGUGCUAGUCCAAUCCGUUCUAGGAAGGCGUUGAUUGAAGACGUGAUUCGUCUUGAGGACUUCCAGGCGCCACGAUCGCGCUUUGGUGACCUUGAACAUUUUUAUUCGGAGGAUGACACUGAUCAAGAUAUCGGUGAUAACGAUGUGGAUGUAGCGGUGGCACCUGCGAAUGGAUUGAUGAAGGCAAGUACUAUUCACCCAUAUCACAAACAGUGUUUCCUUGACUCCGAUUCUUCGGACUCGGCUGAAGAGCUGACAAAUAUGCAGCGAAGACGAAAAGAUAAGACGCCUUACAAAAAUUGUUCACGUUACAGCGCAACCAAACCGUCGAAAAAUGCUACUUCCAAUCCGACAAGACCUCAUCUGUCUGCGAUCCGCCCAUCUUCUCAAUACUCGCGGUUAACUGAUGCCCCAUCAAUGGAGAGAAUCGCGCCGUGUCCAGCACGUUUGCAUCCUAGCAGCCCAAUGAAGGGUUUUCAAAGUGUACCACGCGAGGAGUCUUUGCAGCAGCGGCCGUCGCUUUGUUUUACAAGCGAUACAGCUCAAAUUUGGGCACAUCCUGCUGCCCCCCCCUCCCGCUCCUGCGUCGGCUUCGUUGUCUCUUCACAUGGGUCCAAGAAUUAA
This is a messenger RNA of Peronospora belbahrii, 1134 nucleotides long. The record is from the annotation of a GenBank genome assembly. NCBI's taxonomy places the organism in Eukaryota, Oomycota, Peronosporomycetes, Peronosporales, Peronosporaceae.